GUUAACUUCCAUGUGAGGUGUAGACACGAUUCACCUGGGUGAAACAUUUUAAAAUGUGACUGGACGUACCGUUGGGUCCUUAUUCGUGUAUUCAUCGACGAUUUGUGUAGCUGAUUGCACGUGGUCAUGUAACAUUGUCAGGUGUAAAAUGCCCAUCCACUGCUCAUCUAAAUAUCGUCACAGCUAGCAGUACACACUACUGUUGUGAUGAAGGGCAGCAAAUUUGUCGUUAUAAGCCGAGCUAAGCUAAACACAUCUUUAACAUGUUGUUAAGAUCAGUGUGUGCACGUGUAACUCCACGCCUGUAAUCCACAACCACUGAUGCAUUAUGGCUCCACGUUAGCGUUUAAGCAAGAUAAUAAUAAGGAUCAUGAUUUUCCACAUGUCUGUGCGCUCCAACCCAAUGUUGCGGAAAACCAGCCUGGCUUUGUGGAGAGCAUGGAGGUCAUGGAAGUCAAGCAUGCACUCUCCUACAGCUGGUGCAUCCUCUGGUCCUGGUUCCAGGGAAAGAUCUGAGGAACUGUCUUCUGUUUUGACUGAAAAGCCUCCUCACUCACCUGUCAUGCUCAAAGAGGUGCUUCAUUACUUAGACAUCCAAGCUGGUCAGGUGGUCCUGGACAUGACAUUUGGAGGUGGUGGUCAUACCAAAGCAAUACUGAACACAGCUCCUGAAGUUACAGUCCUGGCCUUAGACCGAGAUCCUACAGCAGUUUCUCUGGCCCAGCAGUUAGCCAAGGAACACCCUGGUCGUGUGAAACCGUUACUUGGCCGAUUCAGCGAGCUUGAGGUCCUGCUGUCUAACAUGAACAUUCAGCCAGGCAGCAUUGAUGCUGUCCUGUUGGAUGCCGGCUGCUCCUCCAUGCAGAUGGAUCGGGCGGAGAGAGGCUUCUCCCUCAGCAAAGAUGGGCCCUUGGAUAUGAGAAUGGAUGGAGAGAGGUACCUCGACAUGCCCUGCGCUGCUGACGUUGUGAAUACCUUAGAUCAACAGGCUCUUGCAUCCAUCCUCACUGCAUAUGGGGAAGAAAGACAUGCCAGGAAAAUAGCUUCAGCCAUUGUGGAGGCACGCCGUGUCAACCCCAUCACCCGGACACAGCAGCUGGCCAGCGUGGUGGCAGGAUCACUUCCUGCUGCUGUUGCCUAUGCACGUAAAGACCGACUCCACCGACCUGCACAUGUGGCUACUAAAACUUUCCAAGCUUUGCGAAUAGUUGUGAAUGAUGAGCUGAAUGAAUUACAUGCAGGCCUGCGUGCUGCCCAGGCAGCACUGAGAACUGGAGGACGUCUGUGCGUGAUCACCUUUCACUCGCUAGAAGACAGACUGGUCAAACGUUUCCUCCGGGGAGAUGACUUGUCUAAUCUAGAUCAGUAUCACUUCAGCCCAAGGAAGCAAAGCACCAGGAGGGAAAAACAGGCAGAUGAAAAAAGAGAUGGCGGCAGUGCUCACUGGGUUCCUCUGCGAAGAAAAGUGAUCACCCCAGAAAAGGACGACGUACAAGAAAAUCCUCGAGGACGGUCAGCUAAACUCAGAGCAGCACUCAGACGUUGAUUAUGUAAAAGAAGAAAUUUUUUCUCAUUUCAUGAAAACGUUGGAGCUCGGUCAGUUGUUCCAGUGAACGUAACUGGCCGUUUUUUUGUUGGUGGGAAGCCAGUGAGGGUUUCGUCCUUGAUGCUGCAACUCCUACUGGUGAGUUAGGGCACUGCACAGUGAUGGGAGAAUUUAGGGCAAAGGAAAGAAUUAAUCUCCCAUGCAAUAUGCCCACUGGUAGAAGCUCAGAUUUUUAUUUUUUUAUCUAGUAUUUUUCCCCCCCUUUGGCAGGCAACAAAACUUGGUGGUGACAUUGUGUGUCACAAAUGUAGAAUAUGUCUAAAGUCCUGUCCAGGACAACAGGAGUUUGGAGAGAUAAAGACUGUAUGCAAAACUGGAAUAACACAAAAAAUAUAUAUGUAACAAAAUAAUCCAAACUCAAAGGUUCACUCAGUAGCUUCAGAGCUUUUAGUGUCUCAUCGUCUUGAUUCAGUGAAUGGAGCUGGUUCAGGCUUCCUCUGGAACCUGCGUGUGGACCUUGGGUCAUAUGAUGUAUUUUUCCAGAUGUAUGUAGGUUACUUGAGGGCACCUGAUUUCAGCUCCAUACACUGAUGAAGACUCAUCAGAUGCUGUUGAGAACUCUGAAAACUGCUAAGUGGACCUGUGAUCCAAGAUUAUUUUGCUACAGACACUGGUGCCAAGGGUAAAGAAUGAACUUCCAUGCUGUUAAGGCUCAGUAGUAAUUAGAGGAAGCAGUUUACAAUUUAAUAUAUACGUACAAUUUCUUAUUGAAUUAAGAGGUUGGCACUUCCAAAUCCCAGUCUGUUUUUGUCUUGCUGAGGUGAGAGCCACAACUGUGAACAUAAAAUUAUAUGAACAUAAAAAUACAAGUGUGGUGGAAACCUUUUAUAUAUCAGUUCAUGACACAAGUGUAACAUCACAGACACCUUUGGUUUGAUACAGAGCUGUAAUGAUAUUGUAUGUUAAAGUGACACAUUUGCGAUUACAUGGAUUUAAAUGAAGAAAAAUUAAAACAAAAUCAAACAAAAAAAACCUUUUUCCACUGACGUUUAUAUUUCCUCUGAACCUCCCUUGAUGAGUAGCUGGAGCGAAACCUCUACUGUACCGUAUGAAUCAGUAAUGCCACUAAAUACUGAAUGACGCAAGUGUCAGAAGUGGUGCUGAAUGAGCUGGGUGGUUGUUCUUGAGCAUUCUCUCACCUUCGACUGUAAGCAGAUGAGGUGUUUUGAUCUUUACUAUUUGACUUUGACUAAUUGUAAUUGCUCCAUCAAGAUUAUUAACACUUUUUUUUCUUUCUGUGUGCACUCUAAAUAUACCCUUCUUGUUACCUUGGAAACUAAAUGGCGCAAGUAACAUUUAACUGUGUCUAAAAUUAUAUGCUGUUUUAAUCUGAUAUGAAGUGAUGCCAUAUCGUGAGUUUGAACGUCCCUCCCUUUUGACAUCAGUGGAUGUCAGUUAAUGCAAAUUACCGUCCCUGCUGAUCAAAUAUGUCAGGACAUUUGAUCUCUUGGAAACUUUGUUUCUAUUUUAUUGCCAUAAGAUCUCUACUGACUCACACUGUUUACCACGUAUCAGGUGGUGAACAUGAGUGAGAAAACAGAGAAAAUGUUACGCGUGACUUAAUUUCACGUGACACUGUUCAUAUAAAUAUAAAAUAAUAAUGAAUCGUGGGAGAGAUGUCCAUUUUUUAAAGUGAAUAUUUUCCUUAUUGAACAUUAUUUUUCUAAAAGAUUUAACCCUGACAUUUUUAAGUGGUCUUUUGUGCUAUGACCAUUUUACCUGGUACGCAGGAUGUGAUGUCGUCAUGCAGACGUGUGUGUGUGUGUGUUUUAAUACAAUCUUCUGAACACAAACAACAGACAUAUGCAUGUGAAGAGGUCAAGUGCAUUGGCUGAUGUUAUCAGACCUCUGUAGUUAUCUCUGCUUGGGCCUACAUUAGCUGCUCCGAGGAUAACAUACCCAGAUCUCUGAUCAGUCGGUGGUUGAGUUGCAUUGUGGGCAGUGGAGGCUACAGGUUUUGACAAGGAAGGAGAAAGUACAAAAUAAAAAAGACAAUAUAUCUCAGGUUCUGCUGCAUUGAUUGAUACUUUUAUUUUACUGUCCACAGUCUUAAUGGAGUGUAAUGCUAAAUAUCUACAAAUAUAAUAAUAUAUAAUAAUAAUAUAAUUUCCACUUUAUGCUACUUUACACCUCCACACCAUUACAGUUCAGUGGCAAUUUUUCAGCUUUUAUCACGACCGUUAUUUGACAGAUAACAUUACUACUUACUAUUUAACUGUUACUUGUAGUAUUAAUACUAUUUACCAAGACUGUACAGUAAAAUAGCCAUUCUCCUUCAUAUUGAUCACCUUUACUUUUGAUAUUAGAGUCCACUUUCCAAGUAAGACUUGAGAAGUGAAAUCAAUAAAUAUAUUUUGAAUAA
Lates calcarifer (barramundi perch) is the source of this 3968-nucleotide messenger RNA. RefSeq names its product methyltransferase like 15 (gene mettl15). Gene Ontology annotation, molecular function: rRNA (cytosine-N4-)-methyltransferase activity. The coding region runs from base 371 to 1546 and encodes 391 amino acids. The transcript is spliced from 6 exons. Lineage: Eukaryota; Metazoa; Chordata; Actinopteri; Centropomidae. Gene Ontology annotation, biological process: rRNA base methylation. The record is from RefSeq and is a predicted model, not a curated record.